CAUUUCCACCAUUCUAGAGAAGCAAACUACAUCAGAUUUCUGAAAGAGUGAGAUGGCUCGUACCAAGCAGACGGCUAGGAAGUCCACCGGAGGGAAGGCCCCGAGAAAGCAGUUGGCCACCAAGGCUGCUCGAAAGUCUGCGCCGGCCACGGGAGGGGUAAAGAAGCCCCACAGGUUCAGGCCGGGAACAGUGGCGUUGAGGGAGAUCAGGAAGUACCAAAAGAGCACUGAACUCUUGAUCAGGAAGCUACCGUUCCAGAGGCUGGUUAGGGAGAUUGCUCAGGACUUCAAAACGGAUCUGAGGUUCCAGAGCAGCGCUGUGGCUGCUCUCCAGGAGGCGGCCGAGGCGUACCUGGUUGGUCUCUUUGAGGAUACCAACCUCUGCGCCAUUCACGCCAAGAGAGUCACCAUCAUGCCCAAGGACAUCCAGCUCGCUCGCAGAAUCCGCGGCGAGAGGGCUUAGGCUAGCGUCUCGUGAAAUCGAAGUUACCAGAUCUAGGUUUUGUUCUCUAGAUGUUCCCAUUAUGUGAUCCGGUGAUGGAGAUGUAAAUGUUAUUGAAAUCUAAUGUUGAAAUUGAUUAAAUUAUUCA
Messenger RNA from Vitis riparia (riverbank grape), 590 nucleotides. RefSeq names its product histone H3.2. The transcript has a single exon. Gene Ontology annotation, cellular component: nucleosome. The record is from RefSeq and is a predicted model, not a curated record. Gene Ontology annotation, molecular function: structural constituent of chromatin; DNA binding; protein heterodimerization activity. NCBI's taxonomy places the organism in Eukaryota, Viridiplantae, Streptophyta, Magnoliopsida, Vitales, Vitaceae. The coding region runs from base 53 to 463 and encodes 136 amino acids.